Messenger RNA from Chelonoidis abingdonii (Abingdon island giant tortoise), 684 nucleotides. It is a transcript of the gene CISD3, whose product is annotated as CDGSH iron sulfur domain 3. The record is from RefSeq and is a predicted model, not a curated record. Gene Ontology annotation, molecular function: 2 iron, 2 sulfur cluster binding. Lineage: Eukaryota; Metazoa; Chordata; Testudines; Testudinidae. Gene Ontology annotation, cellular component: mitochondrion.
GCCGGGCUCGGCCGCCGAGCCGGGAAGGUGACCCUGCAGCCGGCUGCGCGCCCCCGCUUAGCCAACAUGCCGGCGCUGCAGAGACCGGCCGCUGUUGUGACGCUGGUGAGCGGAGCCUGCGCUAAGGCGGCGGGCUGCUGGGUGAGGAGUUCUUCGGGCACCUCUUCGUCCCCUUCCCAGCCAGCAAUUGCAGCCAAACACCCGUAUCAAGUGGAUUUGAAGGCAGGAAAGCGUUAUGCGUGGUGUGCCUGUGGCCACAGCAAGAAACAGCCUUUCUGUGACGGAUCCCAUAAAACAGCAACCCCAGAUCUCUCCCCCCUGAGGUUCCAGCUGGAGGAGGCCAAGAGCGCCUGGCUGUGUGGGUGCAAACACACCAAAUCCCCUCCUUACUGCGACGGCACCCACAAGGAGGAGUUCAUUCAGAAAGCAGAGCUCCCUGGACAGCCUUGAUGGGGGGCUUCCUCUCCUGACACAAGCGGGGAGCCCUGGCAGCCUGUUUUGAGGGGCAGGGGGGCUGCAGGAAUGGGAAGAUAUUCAGGCUUUCUGUGUUCUCUGGUGCAUUGGAUCAAGUUGUCCAAACAGCUCCAGAUUCCGUUCUUAUUUCCCUGCAAAUGAAGUUCUGUACAGUCCAGGCCAGUCAAACACACAGACACUGAGCUAGUGGCUUCAUCCAGCUGCCAGGAA